Molecule: messenger RNA, 984 nt
Organism: Mesorhabditis belari
Lineage: Eukaryota; Metazoa; Nematoda; Chromadorea; Rhabditida; Rhabditidae
Source: the annotation of a GenBank genome assembly
AUGCAUUUUUUUUCCACCACUGUGACUAUUCUCGACCUUUCGCCGAAUGAAGUGCUAAAGAACGCGUUGAGCUUGACGCAAGGAGCAAAUCCCAUCACUUGCGAGGGCUCAUCGAGAAAAAGCGAGAUGAUAAUUGAAGCAAUCGAUAAAUCGAAGAUGGCAACAACAACUCGGCCGAAACAAGUGAUAAUGGAAAAGCCGAAGGACGUCUUCUCGAUUUUCAAGAAAGCCGUCAAAAGACCAGCCACAGCGAUGACGGAAGACGGAGAAAGCAUACCGCCUACCUCAUCAACUACUUUCACCCUCGUCAACUACUUGAAAGAGCCUCAAUGGAAAGCCGGACUUAUUGAUGAAUUUGAGGAGCCCUACAUGAAGAACAUCGAAGAAUUUCUACAGAAACAAUAUGAAAAGAAAAUAACAGUGAGGCCACCAAAAGACGAGAUCUUCAAUGCCUUCAAUUUGACUCCACUAAGCGAAGUGAAAGUGGUGAUCCUUGGACAAGAUCCGUAUCACGAUACAAAUCAGGCACAUGGUUUAUCAUUUUCGGUAAAGAAAGGGGUCGCCAUCCCACCAUCACUUGUCAACAUCUACAAGGAGUUAGCUGCAGAUAUCGAAGGUUUCAAUAUUCCAAAACACGGCAAUUUGUUGGGCUGGGCUACGCAAGGAGUUUUCAUGUUGAACGCGGCGCUUUCUGUCGAAUUGCACAAAGCUAACUCACACUCGCAGAUUGGUUGGCACACUUUCACGAACAAGGUAAUCGAAUUUAUCUCAAAGAAUGUACAAUACUGCGUCUUCUUGCUUUGGGGCGCAGAUGCACAGAAAAAGAGCAAGCUGAUCGACCAAAAUCGGCACAAGGUGAUUAUGACAGCCCAUCCUUCACCGUUGAGUUGCUAUCGAGGUUUCAAAGGGAGCCGAUGUUUCUCGGAAGUCAACAAAGCAUUGAAAGAUCACGGGAUGAAGCCGAUCGAUUGGAAUAAUUUGCCG